This is a messenger RNA of Empidonax traillii (willow flycatcher), 1043 nucleotides long. RefSeq names its product C2 calcium-dependent domain-containing protein 4C-like. The record is from RefSeq and is a predicted model, not a curated record. The transcript has a single exon. Bases 1 to 786 code for a protein of 261 amino acids. Lineage: Eukaryota; Metazoa; Chordata; Aves; Passeriformes; Tyrannidae.
AUGUCCCUCUGGGAGAGGACGCCGCAGGGCAAGAGCUCCAGCGGCAUCUUCUUCCACGUGGUGACCCCCGAGCGCAUCCCGCAGUUCACCAUCCCCUCCCUGGCCGCCCACGGGAGGCACAGGGGCUCGGGGAAGGGGAUGGGGCGGCUGGAGGGGACGGCGUGGAGGAGCAGCUCGGAGCCGGCGGGGCGGGAUGAGCUGCCCGGCUUUAACUCCUCCUGCCCGAACCCCCCUGCCCGGCCGAGCCCAGACCCCACUGCGUGGGCAGCUCUGGCCCUGCCCCACCUCCCCAAGGUCACCACCCCCUACGGCUUUGUCACGCUGGGGCAGAGCCCGCAGGUCACCAGAGAGGAGGCGUUUUUUCACUCGGGCUGCCCUCGAGGUCCCGCUGCUGAGGAGGAGCCGGGAUGCUGCGGACACUCCGGGAUGGCUGUGGCUGGGGGAGAUUCCCAGAGGGAUGGAGGCCCGAGGGACCACAAGCAGCCGAGUCCUCGUGCCACCGGUCCCAAGGGUGGCAGAGCCAGCCCAGCCUACGGGACCCCGGCGGGGCUCCCCUUGCCCAGGAGAUGUGCCAGCCCCGGCAGGGACACCCAAAGAACAGACGUUCUGGAGAGUGAAGAGGCAGAGAAGAGAGAGAAGAGGCUCCUGGGGGUGGGUUAUCGGAGGAGCAGCUCCAGCCUGGAGCUCCCCGCUGUGACAGGCAGGAAGAACUUGUUGCAGAGGAUCCUCAGGAGGCACCUUGUCCAGCCUCGGCAGCUCAAACCUGGGGAUUUCCCUCUCCACUGACCUUGCAAAGGGAAGCAGAGGUUCCCUAAAGACCUGGGGAGGAGAGACUUUGGUCAGUGCCUCAGCCUGCAGGGCAGCCAGGCUUGGACCUGAGGGCCGGGGUGUCACCUCACCUGGAGGGGAAGCCUUGAUGUGACAUUGCCCUUGGCUGGGGAGGGACAUCUGAGGGGCAGGAGGGGCAGCAGUGCUGGGGAGCAGAGGGGCUGAGGGUUUGUGACUGUUCAGAGGCUGAAUAAAAGUGAGAACGUUUCAUCCAA